AUGCGCUCGUCAACAUCGAUAUCCAGCACUUGCCAAUUCUACUUGUUCAAGGACUGUUUGGCACGGCGGAUACUCCAAUACCAAACCGUUGGUGGUGGCGCUGAUGACGCAAGCGACUCCGCCCUGGACGACUUUGUUACCUACCUGACUACCGAAGCUUGGCCAACACUUCCGUCUAUCCUCAAGGAAGCCACAUACGAGGGUAGAGACUCGCUCUAUCAAUCGAUACCAGACGUAGAGUCCGAGGAUGCCCUCUCAUUGGAUUCUACAUCAGCAGCCUUCAUCGAGAGCCUCGUCUCAUAUGGGAUCGUCUCAGAUGAUAAUGAGGCCUUGAGGUUCUUACGGAAGGCACUGGUGGAGUAUGUGGUGCAAGCGUGCGCACCGCCCCCGGUGUGGAGUUUGACACGGACGAAGGAGUGCGAGAUAUGCCAGCGGGAGGUCCCACUGACGUACCACCACCUCAUCCCGAAAUCGGUUCACGCGAAGGUACUGAAGAAGGGUUGGCAUCCCGAAUCUAUGCUAAAUUCGGUGGCGUGGCUUUGCAGGUACUCCAUUGUCUUGUUAAUAGCGGACUUAUGUCCAGCCCUUUUCAGGCCAUGCCACAGCGUGGUCCACCAGGUUGCAAGCUGUGAGGAUCUCGCACGAAAUCUCUAUACUGUCGAGCUCCUCCUUGAGCGGGAAGAUAUCCAGAGAUGGCAGAAGUAUGCUGCGAAGCAGCGCUACGGAGUUCGUCGUGGAUAG
Cyclocybe aegerita is the source of this 741-nucleotide messenger RNA. NCBI's taxonomy places the organism in Eukaryota, Fungi, Basidiomycota, Agaricomycetes, Agaricales, Hemipholiotaceae. The record is from the annotation of a GenBank genome assembly.